ACCCUUUUUUUCAAGCCUCUACACUGCCUAGGCAGUCAAMGAUCAACAAUUUCGCCAAAAGGGAAGAAGGAAAAUCAAGACCCUAAUCAAAAAUUUCCGGGGAAGACCUCAAAACAACCCUGGAGCCAAAAAUGUACCGUAUCUAUCACCUGCGACAAUGGUUGGAGUGGUAUUCCUGACGUCCGCUUCGACGAAGGCCUUUCUUCAUCUGAUGGUGGAGGGGGUGGAGAYGAUGAUGAGGAUGAUAUAUCCUUCUAUACUCUUUUUGUAGGCCAGUGUGAGAAGUACCCUGCAAAAGAGUGCUCUCCACCCCCUAAAACAGAGUUCUUCUCCUUCCGUGUAAAAACUGGYGAUCACGAUGUGGCCGAGUGGUCUGCAGUCCACAUCAAUGAAUGUCUCUAUGUCCACGUACCAAAUGAAGAGAUGCAGCCAGGAAGCAAAGAAUGCUUUGUAUCUUUAYUGGAGUAUGCAGAAGAACAGCUCAACUGCACACAUGUGUUUGUUUGCCUCCUCAAAGACCGGCCUGAUAGAACAUCAAUGAUGAGAGCAUUCAUGUUCAUGGGCUUCCAAACAGUCAAACCAGGACAUGAAAUGGUUCCCGAGGACCCCAACUAUGUCUUCUUGGCAUAUACGAUAGAGUAACAAUGCUAGUUGCAUAUGCACUAGCUAGAAUAGCAACCAUUACCUACUAAGUAUUAAUUCAUGUAUAUAUGUUGCCGUUAUUUUAAUAUUAAACKCUUGAUCAAAAUCCUA
Actinia tenebrosa (Australian red waratah sea anemone) is the source of this 753-nucleotide messenger RNA. RefSeq names its product ornithine decarboxylase antizyme 1. Lineage: Eukaryota; Metazoa; Cnidaria; Anthozoa; Actiniaria; Actiniidae. The record is from RefSeq and is a predicted model, not a curated record. Gene Ontology annotation, biological process: positive regulation of protein catabolic process. Gene Ontology annotation, cellular component: cytoplasm; nucleus. Gene Ontology annotation, molecular function: ornithine decarboxylase inhibitor activity.